AAAAAGGAAACUUUGGAGCCAUCUAGAGAUUUGUAGUAGAUACGGUUUCCACCUUUACCGCUAACGUUUCAUCAUGUUAUCACGCGUCUUCAAGAACGUUCCCUUCGUCUUCCCGCAACUGCUUUUAUAACUUCCAAAACCCUUUUCUUCUCUCGUAAUAAGCAAAUCAAUACCUCUGAGCCCCUCACGAUCGAAUAUUCCCGCGUUUUUUUUUAUUACAGGAAUAUGCAUAAGUGGAAUCUUCCCUACCGCAAAGAUGACGUGGAGAGCGGCGGCGAGAGACCUCUGUAUCCGACGAUGCUCGAGAGCCCCGAACUCCGGUGGGGCUUCAUCCGCAAGGUUUACUCCAUAAUCGCUUUUCAGCUUUUACUAACAAUCGCCGUCGCAGCCACGGUGGUCACCGUACGUCCCAUCGCCGUGUUCUUCUCCACCACUAGCGCCGGCCUUGCUCUCUGGAUAGUUCUGAUCAUCACGCCUCUUCUAGUGUUGUGUCCUUUGUACUAUUACCACCAGAAACAUCCGGUGAACUACUUGCUUCUUGGUGUUUUCACGGUGGCUCUCGCUUUCGCCGUCGGGCUAUCAUGUGCAUUCACAAGUGGGAAAGUGAUUCUUGAGUCAGCGAUUCUGACAACAGUAGUGGUGCUUUCCUUAACCUUCUACACCUUCUGGGCUGCAAAGAAAGGAUAUGACUUCAACUUCCUCGGCCCAUUCUUGUUUGGUGCUAUCAUCGUUCUCAUGGUCUUUGCUCUUAUUCAGAUCUUUUUCCCGUUGGGUAGGAUCUCAGUGAUGAUCUACGGUUGCUUGGCAUCUAUAAUAUUCUGCGGCUACAUAGUGUACGAUACAGACAAUCUCAUCAAACGUUACAGUUACGAUGAGUACAUCUGGGCAGCAGUGUCGCUCUACUUGGACAUCAUCAACCUCUUCUUGUCUCUCCUCACCAUUUUCAGAGCUGCCGAGAGUUAAAUGACUUAAACUUUAAUAUGUAAAUCUCUAAUACUACCGAAGGUGUUUUGUUUUUGAUUCAUGUAUAUAUAAAACUUGAAUUCACUUCCA
Messenger RNA from Brassica rapa (field mustard), 1053 nucleotides. RefSeq names its product protein LIFEGUARD 4. The record is from RefSeq and is a predicted model, not a curated record. Gene Ontology annotation, cellular component: membrane. NCBI's taxonomy places the organism in Eukaryota, Viridiplantae, Streptophyta, Magnoliopsida, Brassicales, Brassicaceae.